AUGAAGUGGUAUAAUCCUUUAGCAACCGUGUUGAUCGGGGCAUCUUUUGCCAUUGGGAUCUGGGGAAAACCCCUGGAGGUGCGAGAUACCUCAUCCUCAUCGCUUUCUCUGCCGUCAGGUGCUUUGUUUGAGACCACCAUCAGCGGUAAAGCAAUCACGAUCGAGGCCUCCCUCCCGACCGCGACAUCUUCGAUCAGUUCCCAAGCAAGUUCCACCCAGAGUUUGGCAUCGGAAGCAUCCAGCCCGGGUUUGGCUUCAUCCACCUCGAGCUCAACCGCUGCCGGCAGCACUGCUUCACCGUCGACACAAUUCCCAGUCUGCCGAGACACCGAUCAGGCAUUCUGCCAGCCGAGUAACUCUUCCGAACUCUAUAUCGGAGAAACGUAUUAUGUCACCUGGAACCCGGAUUUCUUCGCCGAAAAUAGCACGAUUACGAUCAUUCUGAACUACUACAAUGACACGGGAAAACAAGCAUGGUCGUCUCCGGGCAUCAACAAUAACAUUGGAUACACCACUGUCAAGAUAGACUCAAGCUGGCUCCAAGGGUCCAACGCCAAUAAUUUGACCUUCAUCGCUCUCCAAUAUUCUGGGUCUUCGAAAGCCUUUGAUGGGCCUCAUGUCGGAAUUACAACCAGACCGGUUGAGCAUUUGCCACCAAAUAUCACCAAGACAAAUCCGAAGAAUCUUGCUCUAUGGGUAGGCUUACCUGUUGUUCUUGGAUUUAUUUUGAUUGUCCUCGUUGGCAUCACACUUGGUUUCCGCAAGCACCGCAAGAUUGGGCUGGGGAAUAUUAUGUCACGGACCAGACAUGGCUAUGGGAGUCGGAAGAACCGGAAUCAAAGGGUUGCUCUUGGAAAGAAGGGCGCCAUCAGACUCCAGGAUAGAGAAGUGAUCCCACCCGAACAGGAGUUUCGGGACCAACCCGCCGUGGGAGGUCAAUGGACCGGGUCGCAUGCCAAUGCGCGAAAUCAUACCAGAGACACAAGCUUUGGAAGUCUCGUGAGCAACGAGGAUGACAGAAGGAAUGUGUUCCGCGAUGAAAUCGAUCGACAAAGAACUGGAAAAUGA
Molecule: messenger RNA, 1068 nt
Organism: Eremomyces bilateralis CBS 781.70
Lineage: Eukaryota; Fungi; Ascomycota; Dothideomycetes; Eremomycetales; Eremomycetaceae
Exons: 2
Coding region: 1-1068 (355 amino acids)
Source: RefSeq, a predicted model, not a curated record